Messenger RNA from Ixodes scapularis (black-legged tick), 396 nucleotides. Its product is annotated as keratin, type II cytoskeletal I-like. The coding region runs from base 34 to 273 and encodes 79 amino acids. The transcript has 3 exons. The record is from RefSeq and is a predicted model, not a curated record. Lineage: Eukaryota; Metazoa; Arthropoda; Arachnida; Ixodida; Ixodidae.
CUGCUUUUCGCGGCCAGGGAAACAGCGCAUGGAAUGGGAAUGUAUCCGGGCGUGGCAGUCUACGACUACGACUACGGCAUAGGCAUGGGCGUGGCUCCCAACUACUAUGGCAUGGGCAUGGGUAUGAUGCCAGGCAUGGGGAUGGGCAUGGGCAUGAUGCCAGGCAUGGGCGUGAUGCCCGGUAUGGGCAUGGGCGUGAUGCCCGGCAUGGGUAUGGGCAUGAUGCCCGGCAUGGGCAUGGGCGGGGGGAUGGUGCCGCCAAUAAUCGGCUGAAGUGGUCAACGCCGAGCCCAGUCUCCCGUCUUCUGCCGGAGACAUCGGGCACCUGCUGCGUCCGCAAGACAUCGCUGCAAGGGAAGCAUCUGCGCCUCCGAAAUCGACCAUGGAAAUAAACGA